AUGACGAUUCCGCCUGCAACCUUACCUUUUUCGACGCAUAUACGAGAGGACAAAUUGGCGGCUGGGUCACAAGUCAAGGGAAGAGAGAUGUGCUGUGGAUUUGGAGACAACGACAAACCUGAAUUUUUGGGGUCUAUGCCAAAUACUGCGCCGCUGGAAGCUGAUGUGCCUCUUGGGCAUUCGAUUCAGCUUCCAAUUGAAUUGUGGGAGAAGGUGAUUGACGUUCUGGCGGAUGAAUGGGGGGAUGACCAUUGGAGCUACGAGACAUAUGAAGCCAGGCUGCAUGUACUGGGAAGAGUGUGUCGGGGGUGGCAUGCCCGAUGCCGCUUUCGUGCCUGCGAGAAGCUCGAUGCGGAUCGCAUGGACAAGAAAGAGGUCUAUCGCCUGAUCGACGCACUGAAGCAGGAUCCGGAGCGAUGCCGUGCCAUUAGGACGGUCUCAUUCGAUUUUGGGAGGAUGUCGGUUGGUCUGUUCGGGACAUUUGCUGUGUGCAUGGCACACAAACUGCCCCAGACCGAGCGUCUCACGUUCUGGCAGUGCGAAUGGGAGCCUCGACAGCUGCACGUGCAGGUCUUUGUCCACAUCACUCUCGCAUUCGAGUCGGUCACUGUACUCGAGCUCGACCAUGUGCGAUUCCCUUCUGCGGUAGUGUUUGGGCGGCUCGUGCGUGCGCUUCCGCGGCUGUCGUCCCUCAAAUGCUGGAACGUGUCUUUCGACAUGCAUGGCGAUGUUGCAGGUCGAAUCUGGGAAUUGCAUCCCCUCUGCCUCGAUAGCGCCGAAUUGUGGAACAGCAAUGACGUCGUUGAUUUCCUCGUCUUGGUCGGCGCACAACUACGCGACCUCAUCUGGCAUGAUGAGGGCUUGGAAAAGUGCCAGAAGCUGCUCUCUGUGACCGCCGAGUCGCUCUCGUCCAUGCACAUCGACCUAGCUGAUUACGUAUUCUUUGAAGGACUCUUUCCCUCAGACUUUCCAACCGAUUUCACAUCAGCUGUCAACCUGAGCGUCUUCUCGAUAUCUUCCGACUUCGAAGACUUGGACGGAGCGGCAAAAAUUCUGUGUCGCGCGUUUCUUCCGAAGCUGAUCGAGGUUACGAUCAUCUCAACGUUCGAUUAUACUAGGACAUUGGCUUUCUCAAAUUCGUAUGCGCUUCUUGACCGGGCUUUCUCCAGUCGUCAGUAUCCCGCCUUGAAAAAGGUCACCUUCAAGCUUGACUGGGAGACUCGGCGCAGCAGAGUGAUGGAGGUGAUAUCCGAGGAGUCCUGGGGGAGUCACUUUGCAUCAAAUCUUCCUGCUCUACAUAUGAGUGGACGGCUUGUGUGA
Fibroporia radiculosa is the source of this 1320-nucleotide messenger RNA. RefSeq lists its product as uncharacterized. The coding region runs from base 1 to 1320 and encodes 439 amino acids. Lineage: Eukaryota; Fungi; Basidiomycota; Agaricomycetes; Polyporales; Fibroporiaceae. The record is from RefSeq and is a predicted model, not a curated record. The transcript is spliced from 3 exons.